GUUAGGUUGACAUUUUUUUAAUAUGUAAUGAACGUCAUAUUAGAUUUAGUGUGCAAUAAGACCUACGAAAUACAAAAUAUCCCGUACGUAAAAGUAAAAGACAUCGCCGUGCGACUAUUCGAAAUGGCGUCCGGCAAUCACAAGAAGCACUGUCUGAAGUGCGAGAACUUCAAGCGGAAGAUCGAGGAGUGCGACCAGACCGUCUCCGCCCGCGACAUCAUCAUCCAGAUGCUCCAGGACGAGGUGAAGAAGAAGGAGGGCCUCUAUCGCAACGCCGUCGACGAGCACGAGAAGCUGCGCUUCCUGCAUUACAACGUCGCCCAGGAUUACGCCAAUUUAAAGGAAAUCCACAAGAAGGUGCUGGAGGAGAACAGGAAACUCCACGAUGAAAAACAAGACUUGCUCAACAUGAUCAAAGAGUCGAGACCGAAGAGCCGCAGCAACAUGAAAGGCGUGGUGGACGGUUUGACCAACAUCCAGAGCGUGAUGUACUGCCAGAACAAAAGCGUCAGAUCAAUGCUACUGCAGCUGCUCGACGAAUUCCGGAAAACCAAGCCAGAAAAAUCACUAGAUUAUCAAUACCGCUCGGCGCAUCCAGAAGAGCACGACCAGCCGUUGAUGAGGAGAAUCGACGAGCUGAAUUUCGUCGUGGAGAAAUUACAGAAGGAGAACAAGAAGAUCAAAGAGAACCUGCACGAGAAGCAGAUAAAUUUGUCCAGGUGCUUGACGGUGUUGGAGAACAACAACGCUGAUAUAGACAAUCUCUCCGAGCACAUAGAGGGAUUGUGCAGGGAGAGGGACAAGUACGCCGAGGAAAUCGCCGCAUUGGAGAACAAUUUGCUGGCCAAAAACAACGAAUUGGAAGAGAAGAACAACGAAUUAGAAUCGAAGAACAACGAAUUAGAGUCGAAGAACAACCAAGUGGUCGAGUUGAAAUCGGACAACGAGAAUCUGAUCAGCGACAUCGAUUCGCUCCAUCUCAAAAUCGACACGUGCAUGGCCGAUUUGGAGAAGCUCAAAGACGAAAUCGAAAUGAGCGUGGAGGAGAAGAACCAAUACAAAUCCCAAGCGAUGGAGUACCAAAAUCUCUACUCUCAAGCGGAAGAGAAACUCAAAGAAUUCGAAUCGUACAAACAAAGCAUGCUUCUCACCGUAGAGAAACUACGAAGCGAUAUUAAAGCUGUCGAAGCGAAAGAAACCAGCACCUUUCAAUGCCAAAUCGUGCCGCAAUUAGUCAAUUGCCAGGUGCAGGAGAGCCCGAAAAUGAAGAACCAAUACACCGAGAGCCUCAUCAAUAGCUUGUGCACCAGCUACAAGAUCACCCAAGUGGGCGAUUCGGACAUCUACACCGAGCACGUCAAGAAGCAGGAACUCCAAGCGGUCAACAACGAAUUCGCCCAAUACAAAUGCCUCAUGGAAUUCAAAGUGCAAUCGCUCGAAAAGGACAAGACCGACCUCAAGGAGCAAAUAUCCCACUACGACAAGGACCACAAGUACAAGUCCGAGCUGGAGAUCAAGGUGCAAACGUUGGAAAAGGACAACUCCUUAUUAAGGGAAUCCCUGGCUUCGGAAUCCGGCUCGAUGAAGCUGCAAGUGGAGAAGCUGAAAAACGAAAGCACCAUAUCCUUCUGCCAGUUCAAGACGAAAAUCAGCGAGCUGGAGAUCGAGAACGCCGGCUUGCGGGACACCCUCAACAACAUCACCAGCGACGGCAGGGACUCGCUGAAGAAGCUGGAAGAGAACUACCUCAUCUGCAAAAACGCGCUCGAACUGAAGAUGCGACAGAUCGAAGAGGACAACAAGCAUCUCAAAGAGACUUUAGACUUCGUCACCAAAGACGAAAAAUCCGCGGAAAACGAAUACAAAACCUGCAAGCAAGUGUUCGAAACCAAAAUCAACAAGCUGGAGAAAGAGAACGCCAAUUUGAAGAUUCACUUGGACUUCAAAACCGAAGAAUCGAGCAAACUGGAUGCCGAAUGUUUGAAACAACAAGCUAUCAUCGCCAAACUAAACGAAAACAACCAAAAACUGCAAGAAUCUAUAAAGAAAGUCGAAGACAAUAUGUUAACAUUGCAGCAACAAUUGGACAACAUCAAGCAACGUUUAGAAUCUAAAGAUUCCGAACUAAACGAGAAGCAAUCGAUUAUAAAGAAGCUCAAAGACGUGCAGAACAAAUGUCUGCAGCAACUCAAGCGCCACCAACAAUUCGCAUGUCCCCAAUCGGAACUGGAAGAAGAAUUGGAAACCAGAAUCAAGCGGAUGAUCGAAGAGAAUUCCGACAUGCAGAAGCUCCUCUUGGAAAAGCCCAAAAUCGAUCAGCUGAACCAGACGGACGAGAUGCGCGAGAUAAACGAGCUGCACAAGAAAGUCGUGGAUUUGGAAAGCGAAUUGGAAAACGCCAAUCUGGAGCUGACCGAGUACGAGGAGGAAAACAGGAGUUACUCGCAGAAAUUGCAGAAUCUCAUGAACGAGGUGACCUGCUUGCAGGAAACCAAGAUACAAGCGGAAGAGGAAUUGAAGGAAUUGUCCACCAAACUCGAAAUUCUGAAGGAAGAAUUGGAGUUGAAAGAUCAGAAUAUCCACGAUUUGAACGAUAAAUUGGCGAAUUUGGACGAAAGCGAUUCGAUGUCCAACAACCUGAGGAACGAGUUGGUAAAGAUUCAACUGGAAAACGAGAAGUUCAAGAAAGAGGAGACGGAGUGGAAGCAAAAGGAGGCCCAAUUGAGGGAAGUGCUGCAGAAGAACGUGGAGAAAUGCUCGAAAUUUCAAACGGAAAUCGAUCAAUUGGUCGACACCAAACGAAAUUUGGAAGAAAAAUUGAACGAAUUCGAUUCGAACAAAAUGGAUUUAGAAACCAGAAUAGUCGAUUUGGAACUCGAAAUAGACAACAAAAUGUCGGAGGUUGAAAAUUUAAAAAACAACAUAAUCGAAUUAGAAAAAGACAAAUCCAGCAAUAACGAUAACGACAAUCAAGAUCUUAUCAACGAAUUAACGAGAAAACAGAACAUCAUUAAGAGCCUAGAAGAAUGCAUCACGAAGAGUAACGUGAUAAUAGAACAUUGCGAAAACGAGAUGAAAUCGGUGCAGACAAUCAACAGAAAUUUGAAAGCGGAAUUGGAACUUAAAACGAAAUUACUCGAGGAACAACAACCCGUUUCUAAUCCCACUCUAAGAGACAAAACGGAACUUCUGUUCAAAGAGAACAAACGCCUCAAAGACCAACUCACCAGAAACGGCAGUUUGCAAAUCAACAAAGAAAUCUCCACGCUUCGCAAAGAACACGACCGGCUGCUCAAGGAGAGCCAAGCCAAAGACAAGGAAAUGGACAAAAUCAAGCAAGACCUCAUGCAGUUCGUCGGCCAGUUAAAGAAAGAACCCGCCAAGAAACCCACGAAAAUAGCGUCGACGCCGAAAUCGAAAUCCUGCGAACUCAAACCCAAGCAACAAUCCAGAACGAAACUGCCCAGGCAAAGCGAACCGCCCAAAUUGAAGAAACCCACCCACAGCGUGCAGAAGUUGAACUUCGCGCCGUCGCAACCGAAGCAAUUCCAGCACAAGUGGAGCGACGUGGACAGAUACACCACGUCCCCUAAUCUCCUCAACGCCGACAAAUCCUCCUUGCUCGGCGACAAGAAGCCCCAUUUCGUCAGGAACAAGUCCAAAAACGUGUCCGUUUACCUGGCGUUGGGCAACACGUCGCCUUGCGCCGAUUGCUUCGUCGAAAAGGGCCAAGUGGGCGACUGCCCGGGUCCCGCCAAAAGCGAGAAAACCGCCGCCAAGCCACCGCCAGCUCUGUUCGACGAAGAAACCUGCGCGAAAAUCACAACCACAACCACCGGCACGGAUCCCAUACGAACCUCGUCCGCCGCCAAAACCGUAUCCACGCAAGCCCAAUCGGACGCGCCGCCCGAUCCCCUGCUCACCCAGCUACGCGCCAAAAUCCUGUCGAAAACCACCCCCAGCCGGGAAUCCGUCGCCGACGAUCCCAUCGACGGCGAUCGGCCCACGUGCGAUUGCAUGUCGCUGAUCAUGCAACAGUACAAGACCUACGACGGCGACGCCCGCGUCGAGAACGAGAUCUACGACAUCGUCGAGUACGAGCAAUCGGCGCCCAAGGCGGGCCUGCGCGGCUGCCGCUUCUCCUUCGGCUCCUACUGGUCCGAGUCGAAGAUCGACCGGACGGGGCGGAGGCGCGCCUCGGACGAGGCCAGCGGGUCGGAGACGACGACGACGACGACGUCGCAGUACGACAGCAGCUGCUGCUUCGACGGCUCGGAGGCGUCGGAGGCGUCCGACGCCUACGACGGCUGCGAGGAGAGCGAGAGUCUAUCGUCCUUUUGAAGAGCAUCACAAUUUCAUUGAAGACUUACUUAUCCGUUUUGUGAUCGUUGUACAAAAUAGUCCCGCUUUAAAAACGUCUAUUCGAGAAGGUAAAUACCUAAACACAAUAAAAAUGUAAUUUCC
Messenger RNA from Phyllotreta striolata, 4464 nucleotides. The record is from the annotation of a GenBank genome assembly. Lineage: Eukaryota; Metazoa; Arthropoda; Insecta; Coleoptera; Chrysomelidae.